Molecule: messenger RNA, 1510 nt
Organism: Camelina sativa (false flax)
Lineage: Eukaryota; Viridiplantae; Streptophyta; Magnoliopsida; Brassicales; Brassicaceae
Product: F-box protein At1g11270-like
Molecular function (GO): protein binding
Source: RefSeq, a predicted model, not a curated record
CUUAAUUUCCGAUGAGAUCUGUCUCUAUCUCCUCCGCCGCCUGUGAGAGCCGCAUCGAUUCGACGCACGCUCAUGCAGAAGAAUAAAAUUGUUCAAAAAGGAGAGAGACAUUGACAUCGAAUCCUGGGGGAUUGGUAAAGCUCUAAGGAAGAAGGAUUUGAUCGGAUCAUUUCGUGAGUUAGAGACAGAGAGACAAGACAAUGUUGAAAAGAGACCGCUCGAGUGUUGGAUCGGAAAGAGAUGGCUCGAGGGGUUUGGUAUUGAAAAGGCAUCGGUCCAGUUUGGUGGAGUUGGUGGUACCACACGAUGUUGUAGAGCUCAUCCUCGAGAGGCUUCCUGUGGAGUCUCUGGUGAGGUUCAAGUCUGUAUCCAAGAGCUGGAAGUCCACUAUCGAGUCCCACCUUUUCCAGGAGCGACAGUUCAUCCGUCGUAUGCAGUCCCGAGGUCCAGACGUUCUUUCAGUGUUCCUAAGUUUCUCUGGUACUAGUGAUGUUGAUGUUCCGAAUACAGUUGAUGAAAGAAUUGUGUUGGGGUCAUCCGUAGCUUGUACGUUCAGGUUCCCUGUUACGGGCAGCAUGAUCUGCCAUGGUAGUUGUGACGGUCUUCUAUGCACCUACUGUGUUUACACACCGAGUGUCGUGGUGAAUCCCGCCACCGGAUGGCAUCAGACUUUUCCUCUUUCCAACUUGCAGAAGUUCCUCGCCGACAGGUAUGAUAAACAUGAUUAUGUCUACGCAACUCCUAGGCUUGGAUUUGGUAAAGACAAACUCAAGGGAACGUAUAAGCCGGUUUGGUUAUAUAAUCCAUCCGACUUUGGCGGCCUCGACAGCAACGUCACCACCACCACUUGUGAAGUUUUCGAUUUUAGCACCAAUGCUUGGAGGUACGUCCACCCUGCUUCUCCUUACCGGGUAAAUAAUUACCAUUAUCCAGUGUAUUUAGAUGGGUCACUUCAUUGGCUCACCGAGUGUGAAGAACCCAAGGUGUUAUCUUUCGAUCUUCACACCGAAACGUUUCAAGUUAUCUCCAAAGCUCCCAUUUCCCCUGAACGUGACGAACCUUACAAAGUUAUCAUGUGCAUCCUCGAUAAUCGUUUGUGUGUAUGCGAGAGAAAGGGGCUAACCCAAGUUAUAUGGUCGUUCGAUGAUUCUUCUUCUGGCGGCAACAAGACAUGGAAGAAAUUGUAUUCGCUAGAUCUCACAGGAACUCUCUUUUGGUUUCACGAACUCAACUUCCCGCUGGCGCCAAUAGCAAUUUUGGACAAGAAUAAGAUAUUGCUUCAAGGUCGUGAUUGCUUGGAGCAACCGAUGAUACAUGAUCUCCAUGCCAACUCUUAUGAGUUACUCUUCGGACCUGAAACCAGUGGAUAUCCUGUUUAUUAUUACCAAAGCUUAUUCUCUGCUUUAUCAACAUAAUUAAUUUGUCUUUCUUCUUUUCUUCUUUCGAACCAAUGAACCUUUGUAAUUUAAAAUUCUUUGCAUUUCUAUUGAACGGUGAUUUUUUGGCAAAA